Boleophthalmus pectinirostris (great blue-spotted mudskipper) is the source of this 1760-nucleotide messenger RNA. Its product is annotated as rho-related GTP-binding protein RhoG-like. Gene Ontology annotation, molecular function: GTP binding; protein kinase binding; GTPase activity. The transcript is spliced from 5 exons. Gene Ontology annotation, cellular component: plasma membrane; cytoskeleton; cell projection. The coding region runs from base 352 to 927 and encodes 191 amino acids. The record is from RefSeq and is a predicted model, not a curated record. Gene Ontology annotation, biological process: actin filament organization; cortical cytoskeleton organization; establishment or maintenance of cell polarity. NCBI's taxonomy places the organism in Eukaryota, Metazoa, Chordata, Actinopteri, Gobiiformes, Gobiidae.
UCGUGUCUGAGCGCUCAUUCCGGACUUCCUCCUCCUCCCUGAGUCCCUCCACCCAGACGCACAGAACCGCGGACCAAAAGCCUGGGGCCCCGGGACACGCACCGACCGCGUCCACCUCCACCUCCACAGACACUCCCGGGAGAGACAGCGGCACCAGCGGAGCAGCGCAGCCGGACACAACAGCUCGUGAGCGGUGCAUUAUGGGAAGAGUCCAGCCCUGAACCAGAUCUGAGAGACUUUUGGACCAAACCGAGUGACAAUCUUCACACCAGGUCAUAGAGGUCACGUAGAGGUCACGUAGCGGUCACGUAGAGGUCACAGAGGGGUCACAGAGGGGUCAGAGUUCACGUGAUGCAGACCGUUAAGUGUGUGGUGGUGGGAGAUGGAGCUGUGGGGAAAACAUGUUUGCUCAUCUCCUACACGACCGGAGCUUUCCCCAACGAGUACAUCCCCACGGUAUUUGACAACUACAGCAGCCAGGUGACAGUGGACGGUCGGACUCUGAGUCUGAACCUGUGGGACACCGCGGGGCAGGAGGAGUACGACAGACUCCGGACCCUCUCGUAUCCACAGACAAAUGUCUUCAUCAUCUGUUUCUCCAUCUCCAGCCCGGCGUCCUACGAGAACGUCCUGCUCAAGUGGCACCCCGAGGUGCAUCACCACUGCCCCGGCGUUCCCAUCAUCCUGGUGGGGACCAAGAGGGAUCUUCGUGAGGACCCAGAGAUCCUGAAGAAGCUGAAGGAGACAAACGCAACUCCAGUGUCCUACAGCAGCGGACAGUCUCUGGCUAAACAGAUCCACGCCGUGAAGUACCUGGAGUGCUCCGCUCUGAACCAGGACGGCAUCAAGGAGGUGUUCAGCGAUGCCGUGAGAGCUUACCUCAACCCACAGCCCCCUCCUUCAAAGAAGCCCUGCACGCUACUGUAGGACCAACCGGACUGGGUUAGGUCUGGUUUAGUCCAGGUUUUGUCUCGGUCUAGUCCUUGCCUAGACCUGUUGCUGGCUGCUUGACCCUGGUUUAGUCCAAGUUAGUGCCGGUUUAAUCCUGGUAUUUUAUUCUCAAGUAAAAAUUCUAUUUAAAAUACAAGAUCAGCCUCUUUCUGUUGUAGAAUACUAUAAGUCAUGGGCCUUGAACAAGGGACACAGACAAAAAUAAAAGUUAUUUAUUACAAAUGGAACGCAAUUUAUAUUUGUUAACAAAAAAAGUAAAGUGGAAUUAUAAAAUAAUGAUCCUGUACUUACCAAUGGGGACAAUGAAGUGUAUUUAACUUUACUCCAGUGUUAAAAUUAUUUUGUGAAAAUGCUUCUUGUCUGCCUUUAGUCUUGUCUGAAAAUAAUCUAAUUUCUGAUUUUUAGUAAAUGAAACCGGUUAGACAAAUACAUUAAAACUUACUAAAUAAUUUGUGAAUAUUAUUCAGUAAAUAAAACUAUGUUAGAAACACGGCCCUCUUCAGGAGGUUACAUUUUGAGUAUUUUUCCUAUAGUUUAGUUUCUCUGUUCUGUACUCUGAAGGUUUGGUCUCAGACUCGUCUGGGUCUGAAGUAGUUCUGCUUAAAUCUGUUAUUUUCCAGUAUGCGGAAAGGAGAGGAACACAACACAAAUGAAACCAGGAUUUAACCGGUACCAAAUUAGGACUUUUUUAAAACACAAAGUGAUAUAUAUAUAUAUAAAUAUAUAUAUUUAGAGGUUCAUGUUUGUUUGUGUAUUUAACAUAUUCAUGUCAUGUUUGUCAUAAUAAAUACAAUAAUGUGAUUCACUCA